AAACGGUAUUUUUUCAGACUUUUUUUGAAACGUCACAAUAAAAUUCUUGUCAAAAAAAAUAUGGGCCGUGACUUUUACAAAAUUCUUGGUAUAAACAAAAACGCGUCCGAUGAUGAAAUCAAAAAGGCAUACAGAAAACUCGCCCUCCAGUACCACCCCGACAAAAACAAGUCGCCAGGGGCCGAAGAAAAGUUCAAAGAGAUCGCAGAAGCGUAUGAGGUGUUAUCUGAUAAGAAAAAACGCGAUGUUUAUGACGCGUAUGGUGAGGAGGGGUUGAAAGGGGGCGUGCCGGGAGGGGGGCCCUCGGGGUUCACUUAUACGUUUCAUGGGGACCCGAGGGCUACUUUUGCGCAGUUUUUCGGGAGUGCGGACCCCUUCCAGAAUUUGUUCGAGUUUGAGGAAGGGGGCUUUAGCGACACUUUUACCCUGUUUACGGGGAUGAUCUCCAAGGCUCAGGACCCCCCGAUUGAGUACGAUUUGAAUGUGUGUCUCGAGGAUAUUUUGCACGGGUGUACGAAAAAUAUCAAAAUUUCAAGAAACGUCGUUGAGGGGAAUGGACAGAGAAGAAGGGAGGAAAAAAUGCUAACAAUCAAUAUAAAGCCAGGCUGGAAAGCCGGGACCCGGAUCACAUUCCUGAAGGAAGGCGACAUCUUCCCCAACAAAAUCCCCGCCGACGUCGUCUUCAUCGUCCGUGACAAACCCCACCCGGUGUUCAAACGCGAGGGCUCGGACCUCCGCUACACGGCGUCCAUCUCGCUGAAACAGGCCCUUUGUGGGGGCUUCGUGACCAUCCCCACAUUGAGCGAGAAGACCAUCAGACUGGAAUUGGGCCCCGAGACCAUCAAACCGACCACUUUGAAGCGCAUUCCAGGCCAAGGAUUGCCGUUUCCGAAAGAGCCAUCAAAACGGGGUGAUAUCAUCGUUGACUUUAAUAUUAAAUUUCCCGACAAGUUGACGCAACAAGUGAAGAAUGUUUUAGCGGAGAAGCUUCCCAAUUAACCUGAUUUUAAGCGAAAAAUACUUUUUUAGUGUAAUAAGGAGUAACCUUGUGGAAAUAAAAGUCAAUCCGAGCCGAA
Messenger RNA from Tribolium madens (black flour beetle), 1076 nucleotides. Its product is annotated as dnaJ protein homolog 1-like. Bases 61 to 999 code for a protein of 312 amino acids. The transcript has 2 exons. Gene Ontology annotation, cellular component: cytosol. The record is from RefSeq and is a predicted model, not a curated record. Gene Ontology annotation, biological process: negative regulation of transcription by RNA polymerase II. Gene Ontology annotation, molecular function: protein-folding chaperone binding. NCBI's taxonomy places the organism in Eukaryota, Metazoa, Arthropoda, Insecta, Coleoptera, Tenebrionidae.